UGGUAGAAGGGGCGCAUGUCUCUGCAUCUGCUGGGCAGCGCCGCGCUAUUGAUCUUUUCAGCCCCACGCAGUCAUCUGGCUCUACUCACCAUCUCAACAACAAAGACCGAGGCACAUCGUCCUGCAUGGUGCCCUUGGAGCUGCAUGGCCGCGUCGAUCGCCAAAGGAUGGCGUGACCCGCUGAUCCUUGUCCUCCUUGUCUGCGGAGCGCAGGCCGUCCAAAUUGAAAGAAAGCAAAUCGACACGACACCACUCAAGGAGUCUGGAGUUCCCAUAAUUUGGGUUCUCGGCGGUCCCGGCUCUGGAAAGGGCACUCAGUGUGAACGCAUUGUGGCCAAGUAUGGAUUCACACACUUGUCAUCGGGCGAUCUGCUUAGGGCAGAGGUCGCCUCAGGGUCGUCCAGGGGCCAACAACUCAACGCCACCAUGGAGCUCGGAGAACUUGUGCCUCUGGAAGUGGUACUGGACCUGUUGAAGGAAGCAAUGGUUUCCAAACUGUCAGAAUCGAAAGGCUACCUCCUGGACGGAUACCCCAGGGAGGCAGCUCAGGGCGAGCAGUUUGAAAGAGAGGUGGCCCCCUGCAGCCUGGUGCUCUUUUUCAACUGCACGGACGCCACUUUAACAGAGCGCCUUUUGAAGAGAGGUCAAAGCUCUGGACGAGUUGACGAUAACGAGGAGACCAUCAAGAAGAGGCUCAACACCUUCCACCAACACUCGCGACCUGUCAUUCAGAAUUACGCCUCAAAAUGCAAAGACAUUAAUGCCGAGCGUGCUCCAGAUGAGAUUUUCAAAGACGUCGAGGCCAGCAUCGACGCUCUUCUGGCUGCCAAAGCUUGAUUUUGCCCAAAUAGUGAGAACACCAAAGAUUCAUUCACCGAUAUUAACAUAAAUCAAAUUUGCAUGUAGCAUCACUAAAUUUUGCCAGAAAAUCAAAGGCGAGAUUAUUGUCACGUGUGGUUGUCACAUAUUGAAUUCCUAUCAAGUUCGCUUUGAGAAAAUCCGCAUUGCUUGUCAUUUAUUCACUUUAUUGUUGGAAAAUGCACACGUUAUUUAAAUAGGAAACCACUAGGACAAGUGGUAUUUUGUUGAAACGUUGAAUUUUAUUGUUAUUAUGUGAAAUUAUACAAAUUAACUAGAAAUGAAA
This is a messenger RNA of Neocloeon triangulifer, 1144 nucleotides long. It is a transcript of the gene Ak1, whose product is annotated as adenylate kinase isoenzyme 1. The record is from RefSeq and is a predicted model, not a curated record. Bases 16 to 837 code for a protein of 273 amino acids. The transcript is spliced from 6 exons. Gene Ontology annotation, cellular component: cytoplasm; cytosol. Gene Ontology annotation, biological process: nucleoside triphosphate biosynthetic process. Gene Ontology annotation, molecular function: ATP binding; AMP kinase activity. Lineage: Eukaryota; Metazoa; Arthropoda; Insecta; Ephemeroptera; Baetidae.